Messenger RNA from Oncorhynchus mykiss (rainbow trout), 621 nucleotides. The record is from RefSeq and is a predicted model, not a curated record. Lineage: Eukaryota; Metazoa; Chordata; Actinopteri; Salmoniformes; Salmonidae.
AUGACCAAGUUCUCAAAUGGAUGGAGGGAGAGGUAUCGCUCGAGUCGUAACGAGACGGAGAGGUAUCGCUCGAGUCGUAACGAGACGGAGAGGUAUCGCUCGAGUCGUAACGAGACGGAGAGGUAUCGCUCGAAUCGUAACGAGACGGAGAGGUAUCGCUUGAGUCGUAACGAGACGGAGAGGUAUCGCUCGAGUCGUAACGAGACGGAGAGGUAUCGCUCGAGUCGUAGCGAGACGGAGAGGUAUCGCUCGAGUCGUAGCGAGACGGAGAGGUAUCGCUCGAGUCGUAGCGAGACGGAGAGGUAUCGCUCGAGUCGUAGCGAGACGGAGAGGUAUCGCUCGAGUCGUAGCGAGGCGGAGAGGUAUCGCUCGAGUCGUAGCGAGGCGGAGAGGUAUCGCUCGAGUCGUAGCGAGGCGGAGAGGUAUCGCUCGAGUCGUAGCGAGGCGGAGAGGUAUCCCUCGAGUCGUAGCGAGGCGGAGAGGUAUCGCUCGAGUCGUAACGAGACGGAGAGGUAUCGCUCGAGUCGUAACGAGACUGAGAGGUAUCGCUCGAGUCGUAGCGAGACGGAGAGGUAUCGCUCGAGUCGUAGCGAGACGGAGCUUUUUAGGGCCUUCCUCUGA